Molecule: messenger RNA, 1787 nt
Organism: Phalacrocorax carbo (great cormorant)
Lineage: Eukaryota; Metazoa; Chordata; Aves; Suliformes; Phalacrocoracidae
Source: RefSeq, a predicted model, not a curated record
GUCUCACUCACCGCAAGGCUCUGUUCUCCCCCACAUCAUGGUGCAACACUUCCUCUUCCUGUGGCGGUUAUUGCAGCUUGCAAUGAGCAGCGGCGAGGCCACUGAGCCUGAGAGUGUCACCUCUGCUUGGCCCUGCUCAGCGGUGCUGCCUCUGAGAAGACCCCCAGGAGCAGCAGUUUUCUGUCAGGUGCAUGUGCUGCAGGUCAAAUUUGAGUGCAGCUGGUUGGAUACCACGGUGAGCAGGGAUGUUGGUGCUGCAGGAGCCACAGAAAAUGGUUAAUGUGGAGAAAAGAAGCCAGUGCUGACCUGUGGCUCCAUGUCAGCGCCCGGGGGACUGGUGGAAGCACACGGUGCUCCUGUGUGGACAGGAGGGGUUUUCACUCCUUCAGCUUCCCUAAUACCGAGGGGACCCUUCCCCACUGCCUGACACUCCCCCCCCUCCCCCCCCACCUGCUGCAGGCAUUUCUGACCCCGACUGGAGGCUGUCCCUGCAUCCCUGCUCCUCACUCUUGCCUUGGUCCACAGGAGCCAGGUCCUGAGAAGCUGAGCACUUCGUGCAAUCCCUGAGGAUGAGAAAACCCUUUUCCCUCUGACUUUAGAUUUACAUGAAGAGCAUCUCCUCAUACAGCACAUGCUGCCAGCCAGCUCUGCCCAGACCUAAGUAACUGUUGCAGCGCCAGAAGAGGACCACAGCAAUAAAACCAUUGACUGUUUUGAAAAGGAAGCGUGUACCAGGCUAUUUCAGGCCAUUUUGCUGCAGGUGGCACGAGGGAUGCUGUGCCAGAGGCGCAUGCAGGUUGUGCUGGCCUUGUGUCUGCUGCUGGUCCUGUGGCAAUGUUUCCGAGCCCCCACAAAUGACCUCAGCCCUUUUCCUUGGGCUCCCUCCCUCCUCAAUGCCUCGACUGCCCACUGCACUGCCCGUUCCAAUGGGUCUGCCUGGUUCAAUGCCCGCUACAACAUGGCAAUGGGACCUCUGCUGACAGGCACAGCCCAUGAGCUUUCCUCUGAUGUGGUUCGGUGGUGGCUGAGCCUGCAGCGUCCCCUGAGUGGCAUCCAGCUCCAGGCCAUAAUUCAGCAGCUCUUCACUGUCCUCCCAGCCCAGACCAGUGGCAUGUGGGACCCGUCUCGCUGCAGGACUUGUGCAGUGGUGGGGAACUCGGGGCGGCUGAAGGGGUCUGGCCACGGGCUGCAGAUUGAUGCCCAUGACUGGGUGCUGAGGAUGAACAGAGCAAAGAUCACUGGCUUUGAGCUGGAUGUUGGCAUGAGAACAACCCAUCACUUCAUGUACCCAGAGAGCGCAGUGAACCUCAGGCCUGGUGUCCACCUCGUCCUUGUCCCCUUCAAACCACUGGACCUGCAGUGGGUGGCCAGCGCCUUCUCCACCGGAGACCUCACACACACCUACAUGAGAGUGAAACAGUUCAUCAAAGCUGACAGAAACAAGGUGCUGAUCCUGAGCCCAGCUUUCCUCAAGUACAUCCAUGACAACUGGACGCAGGGCCAUGGGCGGUACCCCUCUACCGGCUUCACCGCCCUGCUCUUUGCCUUGCACACCUGCCAGCAGGUGUCCGUGUUUGGCUUCGGAGCAGACAGUGAAGGGAACUGGCACCACUACUGGGAGAAAAACCGCUGGUCUGGAGCCUUUCGCAGGACAAGGGUCCACGAUGCCGACGUUGAAUUCAGCCUCAUUGAAAGACUGGCAGCUGAAGGCAGGAUUUUAUUUUACAAAUGAUGCAUUCCCAAUAAACUGAAGCCAGGCCAUUAGCACAGGCACUGGCAGCCCUCUA